Abrus precatorius (Indian licorice) is the source of this 785-nucleotide messenger RNA. Its product is annotated as vegetative cell wall protein gp1-like. The transcript has a single exon. Lineage: Eukaryota; Viridiplantae; Streptophyta; Magnoliopsida; Fabales; Fabaceae. The record is from RefSeq and is a predicted model, not a curated record. Gene Ontology annotation, cellular component: plasma membrane. Bases 73 to 735 code for a protein of 220 amino acids.
AAAAACUUUUCAACGUUGUUAGUGUAGUUUUCCACUUCCUCGUACUUUUCCGAAUCCUCAAAAACUCCAAAAAUGACGAGUAGGUUCCUUCCACUCUUAGUGUUUGCAUUCUUCUUCAUAUCUUAUGCGUCAGUUUAUGCAGACAAUGCUCCUGCUCCUUCACCCAAGCCAACAUCCACGCAGCCGCCGGCGAAGCCACCAUCUCUGUCGACUCCUCCGGCGUCCCAUGUGGCGUCCCCUGCAAAGUCUCCAACUUUAUCGCCGCCUUCACAAACUCCGGCGGUUUCUCCAUCUGGGUCUGCACAACCGCCGGCGACUUCCCCUCCGGCGAAGUCCCCUGCCGUUCAGCCACCAUCUUCGGUUUCUCCGGCUUCCAGUCCAUCCAACAACAUGUCUUCACCGCCGGUUCCAUCUCCGUCGACUCCUCCUCCAACGGCUGCAACGCCUUCGGUGACUCCGGUGAGUAGUCCGGUCUUGGCUCCGACGGCGACAGAGGUGCCGUCUACUUCUCCUACACCAGAGGCUUCUGCUGGAAUUCCUUCGAGUUCGGCAACGCCAGCGGAUUCACCAGUGAGUCUCCCGUCGAGCAGCGCCUCGCCGGGAACUGCGCCAGCGAGUUCUUCGCCGGAAAGUUCACCGGGUCCGGCUGCAGAUGAUUCGGGUUCAAGUUCCAUUUUGCGGGCUCCAGAUAUUUUGGGUGGCAUGGCCAUUUGGGUCGCUUUGGCUAUGAUGUGAAGCAAAAUGCAUUUUGCUAUUUUUUGUAAUUUUAUAUGAUUAUUUUUUUU